Molecule: messenger RNA, 8866 nt
Organism: Pygoscelis adeliae (Adelie penguin)
Lineage: Eukaryota; Metazoa; Chordata; Aves; Sphenisciformes; Spheniscidae
Gene: NEK7
Product: NIMA-related kinase 7
Exons: 9
Coding region: 30-938 (302 amino acids)
Biological process (GO): protein phosphorylation
Molecular function (GO): ATP binding; protein kinase activity
Source: RefSeq, a predicted model, not a curated record
GGACAUAAGGGACGCUUUUACGUGAUAGAAUGGAUGAACAGUCACAAGGCAUGCAGGGGCCUACUGCUCCACCAUUUCAGCCACAGAAAGCCUUGCGACCUGACAUGGGCUAUAAUACACUUGCCAAUUUCCGAAUAGAGAAAAAGAUUGGCCGUGGGCAGUUCAGUGAAGUUUACAGAGCAACCUGCCUGUUAGAUGGGGUACCAGUGGCACUGAAGAAGGUUCAGAUAUUUGAUUUAAUGGAUGCCAAAGCCCGUGCUGACUGCAUCAAAGAAAUAGAUCUUCUUAAGCAACUGAAUCAUCCAAAUGUAAUUAAAUAUUAUGCCUCAUUCAUUGAAGACAAUGAACUGAACAUAGUGUUGGAAUUAGCUGAUGCUGGAGACCUCUCUAGAAUGAUAAAGCAUUUUAAGAAACAGAAGAGGUUGAUUCCUGAAAGAACAGUUUGGAAGUACUUUGUUCAGCUUUGCAGUGCCUUGGAACACAUGCAUUCUCGUCGUGUUAUGCAUAGAGAUAUAAAGCCAGCUAAUGUGUUCAUUACAGCUACAGGGGUAGUAAAGCUUGGAGACCUUGGACUUGGUCGAUUUUUCAGCUCCAAAACCACAGCUGCACAUUCUUUAGUUGGUACACCUUAUUAUAUGUCUCCAGAGAGAAUACACGAAAAUGGUUACAACUUCAAAUCUGACAUCUGGUCUCUAGGCUGUCUGCUGUAUGAGAUGGCUGCACUGCAGAGUCCCUUUUAUGGUGAUAAAAUGAACUUGUACUCCCUGUGCAAGAAGAUAGAACAGUGUGACUACCCACCUCUCCCUUCAGAUCACUAUUCAGAGGAACUGCGACAAUUAGUUAAUAUGUGCAUCAACCCGGAUCCAGAGAAGCGACCAGACAUAACCUAUGUCUAUGAUGUAGCGAAACGUAUGCAUGCACACACUGCGAGCAGCUAAACAGACAUCAGACCAUGAAGAAAAAAGCAGAAAUAACCAAGUGCUUUAAGUAAAUCAUCCCACCUCUUUGUGUGUUACUGAAAUGUAAUUAUUUGAAGCUUACUGUUGUGCUUUGAAUUGUAAACCAAUUUAUAUACAAGCUAUGUUGUUUUCUGUUUAUUUCUAUUUUUUAUAUUUUUUACUAACUUGCAGUUUUACAACAGGUUUAAAUAUGUAAAGCAAGACUUUAAAAGAUACCGAGAACCACUGUUUUCCAUGUUAAGUGGGUUCAAGUAUAUUUUCUUUAAUAACAAAAUUGUAUUCAGUUGGGCCUCAGUUCUAAAACACAGUUGCACUUUUGCACAUGAUACAGAUAUUAGGCUUAUUAUCCAGAAGCAAAAUGUCUGAAUCUCUCACCUUUUUAGUAAUUUAUGGAAGGUAUGAAUCAGCACAGGUAACUUUAUUUUAAUCUUUGUUCUAAGAGGGACAUAGUUAUUAUAGAAGGUUUUUGUAUUUUAUAUUGAAUUGUAGUUUGCAGUUCUCAGUGUAAGAGUAGACAGGUGAUAGGAUUAGUUCUCUGCUUGCCACAUGUGGUGGGAAAACAGUUUCAGGAAAAAUUGUCACGUUGAAAUUUUUGUAACAUCCCUUUUUGUUUUGUUAUUCUGUCAUAAUGCACAUAAAACAUUUGUUGGCGGUUUUCUGGGAAAAUUUAAGGUGUGGCUUCUGCAAUCUGAUCGUUUUCAAUAGACUUGUGCAGCACUGCCCUGGGGCAAUAGGAGUCUGCAUAGUUAAGUCUUAAAACCAUGCAGAUGCUUCUUGUAGCAAAUAGGGUUCUUCUGAGGCUAGCGUUUAUGAGAAGGUCUGGUUAAAAGAUGCUAUCUUUAAGUUACAACUUCCCAGCUGUUUAUGUAUGUCACUGUUUGUAGAUUUUUGUGUUUAAAAUAUUUUGAAUGACCUUACAGUAUAUUUAAAUUUUAAAACUUUUUUUUAACUACAGAAACCUUUUGGAAAAGAUAUAAUAGCGUAGUGUAACACAAAAUAUAUUCUUUAUGAAUAUUUGGUUUUGUAUACUGUAUCCUGAGAAUUAGUUUUAUAUUUAGCAAAAGUAAAUUUUAGCUUUUAUGUUUAAGAGAAAAGUUGCCACUCCUUAAUUUGGGAAAUAAAUAUAUAUGCAAAAUGUCUUACAAAUACUUUAUUAGUUGAAAAGAGAAUUCAAAAUACUUUUGUUAGACCUUAGUGCCUUUUUGGGUAUGCUUAAAUAAUAUUUUAUUGUUAAGGAAGGAAGGUGUCUUAUUUUUAAAUGUGGUAAAAAUGGAGAAUGGACUGAAAUUUCUUGAGUUUCAAGACUGAACUUCUUAUACAGAACUGUCAAAACAUAAUUAUUACCAGUGAUAUUGCUAAGAAGCUGUUACGGUCAGUUAAAUCUUUUUCCUUAUGUGGGUAAAAAGAAGUUCAAAUAAAAGGAGCAGUAUGUACCUACACAUAUAGGUUCUAGAUGCAGUCAAUUCCCUGCACGCUCAGAUCUUUUUUGUUUCUUUCUCUGUGCAGCUUUAAUUUUUGAUUUGAUAUAAUGCUCAAAGAAUAAAAAUCCAACUGUGCGGUUUGUGGAUGAAAUGUUCGAGCUAGGUCAGAGUUUUUUCUGGUUUUGUAUUUUUUAAAACUACAAAUACUAUGGAAAUGGUGUUCGGCAAAGUACAGGAGUUUUUAAAUAGUAUGUGCCAGAUCAUCAGCCUAUCUUAAUACAUUUUUCCUUUUUUUUUUUUUUUUAAUUUUUCUUUCCAGAUUUUGUAGGAUGAAUCCUUAGUUUUUCUUCUAUCUUUUGUGUGUACUUAAUCUUGUAGGACUUCAGUGGAACAAUUUGUAGGGAGGAGGUAUUUGAGAAACCUUGGUUUGUGUCUAGCAAACUCUAGAUUUGUUUUAAUUUAUUAUCUGAUUAUUGAAUUUUAAAAAUGAUGGUAAUGUUCUGUAACAACAGUUCAUAUGUCACAGAAUGAAAUGGUUUGUAUUGGAAAAGGCAGCACAAUACUUGCUUGACUGCCAGGAUUAGCUCUUAAUAUGCACAAGUACUCAAACCAUUUUUUUUCUGAAACGUACUAGAACAUUUAAAAAAUCACUGAAAACCCCCCAACACAGGCUAUUUGCAUCUAAUAUUAUGCAUCAAGUAUUGAACUUUUCCUGAAAGAAACCAGUAAUAGAUUCUACCCCCCCCUGCCCCGCCUUGUCUGGGAGGAUACAUUGAGUAACGAAAACAUGAGUUAAGAGUUAGCAAAUGUGUAUACUUAAGCAUUUAAAGUUUUUUGUUGUUGUUUUUUUAGUAUUUAUGAUUAAAUCUUGUGCUGAGGAAAAGAAAUAGUUGUUCCUAUUUUAAAAUCUGUAAAAUGAAUGGUACAAAUGACUCUGGUAGCAAACUUCAUGAUUAAGAAGCCCUUAUGGGUUAAUAGAACUGCGUAUAUAACUGGGGACUGUAGAAUCUAUCCCCUAAGAAGAGCACCUAGUAACAUGAAAAUGAUAAGUCUGUUAUAACACUCCCAUGUGUGCUAUACACUUAUAAAAAAAUUUCUUUUAUAAAACACCGUUCUAUUUUUUGUAUGUUGUUGUUGGCGGCAUUUGGCACUAUUUAUUUUCAGCUAUGGCAUUAAGUGUUUAUUUUCUUUAAAGAGAGCAUCUUACAUUUCUAAUCAAAAUGUCUGACUAGCUCCUCCUUUUAUUUCAGUAAUGCUACAGUAUUAACUUGCUUCAUGAGUGAACUUUGUGCUUGGAAUGACAUUGCAUAAAAUCUUUGUCUUGUCUUGAAAGCUCCCCUGCUGUGCAGUAGUCUAAUAGAAAUAAAACAUACAGGUAUUAAAUACGAUAUAAAAAUGAUAGUGUUUCUAUGAUAUUUUUCAAACUUUUCUUGUUACAGAUAUGUAUGUAUGUUACGGUAGAUGCUACCUAUCUUGCGGACAGUUUACUGCUUCCAGUAGUUUAUUAUGGUGAGUUUUCUUGACUGUAACAAAAGACAGCACAUACAAAAAAUCUUUUUCGUAUUAUUUGUCAAAAUUUUUUCUAAAAAUACUACAUCAGAUAUAUUCACAAUUAACCCAAAAGAGUGUUUUUAUCUAAAAGUUUAAAAACAAAUCUAAAAUAAUUUUCAAACCAUAUGAAAAUAUCUGAAAAGCAUAAAAAUAACGAAGAGCUCCCAUUAUGGUCCCAGUCCUGUAAACUCUUGUUUAUAGGUAGGCUGUUUUUUAUGUAGCUUCAGUAAUUUUGAGUCAACCUCAUAUACGCACAUGAAUAAACAGUAAUCAGUAGGAUAUAUAGAAAUGAUGCACUCAGCUCACUUUUUAUACUUUCUGUAUGUCACUGGCUUGGUAGCAGGGAAUACUGUGGGGUUUUCUUCCCCCCUCUUCUGUUGCACUCUAAUGAUCCAGCUACCAACUGUAUGAGCAGGCAAUAGAAGUAUGUCGUCUUUUUGUAAUGAGCAGAAACUUUAAAAACAUGCCAAUGUACCGGAAGAUGAAAUACAGUAUUAGAAGUGUCUGAGAAGGCUGGUGUUUUAUUCAUGCUCAUGAUUAAGAAAGCUAUAGAGUGAAAUUCUUGACAGAGCCUUGGAAAUGGAGAAGGACUUCUUACGCCAGUGGUUCUCAGAUAUCUCUGAAUGGGACCCAAAAUCACAGUGAUGUUUGUUUUCAGCAAUCUGUCCACUUAAUCUCUGUCUUUGCUGUUAUACAGUGAGAUGAGAAUCUUAAUGGCUGAAUCUGAAUGCUGGUGGCAAACGCUGUGUCAGGUACUUGAGCUUCUAGGAACAGGAGGCUGGUGUGAGGGAGAGUCAAUGAAGGCCUUCAAGUCUUGCUUUGUGGAGAGUUAAUUUAGUCUGGAAGUAAAGGUGCUGGAUAGCAGAGUUCAAAUCACUGCUUUUCCAUCAUUUUUAAUACUUCUUUAACAGUCAAAAGUUCUUCCAACCCUGCCAUACCCCGACAUCAUCUAGCUGGUGGCAGUGCUGGUUGUCUGAAUUUCUGAUCUCUGGUUUGGUCUGGAUGAAUUAAUAAAACUUUUCUACCAAGAUCACCCAAGGAGGGAAAUACAGGCGCUGGGCAUGCCCAGUGGGGUGUUACUUAUGUUUCCAAACAUGACUCAAAUACAGAUUUUUAAGGUUCUUUUUCAAACUUUACUCCCUUCCCUGAACCUUGUUCUUCAGUUGAUGCUUUUUAAAAAUUUUUUCCCUUUCAUGCUCACUUCUGAAGUCCUACGAUUCCUGUCUUCCACUGCUUCUGCUUCAUCUGUCCUGUUGUCUGCUCUACCCUCUUACUGAUUUGAAGUCCUCUGUGUCUAGUUUUCCUAGUGACCAUUAGUUUGCUUCUUUCUUUGUGACUUUGCUAAACUCAGCCCAUUUCUGUCUUCUCAAAUUUUAUCCCUCACCAUGGGCAAGCCCUAUUUUUUUUCUUCCCCCUGGUAAGUACUUAACUCCAUUGUUCUUCAGUCUGUUUUUCCAGCCCAACGCCUUUGAUUUCUAGUUUUAGACAGAUUUUCUCACUGCCUCAAUCAUUCCCGUGACCUUGUCUUUAGUAAAUACUGUUCACUUUAUUAUUUCUAAAUUCCCUUUCUCUGAUCACUACCUGCUCUCUUUCAGCUUAUCUUUCUUUCUCUCUCCUCUACCCUGUCACUCACUCCUUCUGGGAUCUCCAGUCUAUUAACCUUUCUGACUCCUUUAGUCUUCUCGGCUGCCUCCUUCCUUCAUUGGCCUCACUUCCUUUGACUCACUGGUCUUUAUUUUCAUCUCUAUCUGCUGCUCUAUACGUGGUUUCUUUGCUUGCUUCUCACAUUGCCCUGUCCCCAGACAUUUUUUCUUGUAACUUCUUAAUUUCCAUUCCUGCCUUUCCGAAUAUCUCUGAAGAGUAUGUCAGCACAACACAGCUUUGGACUCAGCUUUGCCUUACCUGUUCUAAUUCUCCUUCCAAAUGGACUUUUUAACCCCUUUUAUCUCACUUUUUUUAACUGUUGAACUUGCUUGCAGGUUUGCUGUUCAUUUUAUUUCUCCAUUCGUUCUUGAUACAAAAUGUGUCUUCAAAACCAAUCUUGAUUUUUGCAUGAUGAGAUUGUUUCAGAAUUGUUCUACUUCUAAGAAUCUGUUUCUCAACUGGGCUUCUCUGACACUUAACUAUAUGAGUUUGCCCUUUUUAUUUCUCUAUCUUUUAUGUGUGUCGCUCCUUUUAUUGAAUGACUUCUUCCUCUUUAAAUCCUCCUCUCAUUUCCUUCACUAGUAACCAAGUUUCUCUUUCCUCUGUCUUGAAGGGGAUGGCACCCAUUGUCCUAACUGGUUCUCUUUUUUAAUACUUUGCCCUUUAUUCCACAUUUGUCAUCCCCUAAUUUCAUGUAUCUGAACAUCCUCCCUCCAUUUUGUUUUCAAGUUUUUGGCUUUACACUUUAAUUUGAAUGCCCUCAAAAUCCAGUGCUUCCUUCCCCAGUUUGGUUCUCCCAUAGUUCUAUCUCCAGAUGAUUCCUUGAGUAUCCAGCCACAGUCUCAGACCUGUUCAGAUUCAAAGAUCUAAUUUUAUUCCUACCUCCCUCUAGACUAUUUUCUAACAUCCUGACAAUUUUACUUGCCUAUUUUCCAGGGCCACAACCUUUCUAUCCCUGACACUUCUCCCAUGCCUGUGUAUCAAAUGUCUCAACAUUAGUAGUUGAGACAAUCUGAUGAUUCCAGCCCUCUUCACUAUCUGUGUUCUUUCUUAUCUUUUAUCUUCACUGUUUUAACCUCUGUCGUUUUGACUUCUUUUCUCCCUUCAAAGUACCAAAAUUGGCAGGACUAAACUCCUGUGGCUGGGCUUUAGCUGUUUCAUGUGCUGAAGAAGGAACUCCACCAAAUUACUACUUGUUUUGUGUUUAAGAGACUCGAGUCCCACAGAUUUGGUCUUAUUUCAGGACUGUGGAGCUGGAGUAGAUUCUAUUUCUCCAAGUACUUAAGUGCUUGAAUUUGGGCCUUGAUUUGGUUUUCUACCAGUUCAGAUACAAAGAAACGAAGGGCAAAAACUUUGUAUUUACUGUAUAUAACUUGUCUUGUUUCUGCACAUAGAGCUGACAGUUCUCUUGUUACAGCAACUUGAUUUCAGUGCUUUUACCGUUGCUUGAAAUAAGAAAGUGCUUGAGAGCUUCACUGGCUGGAUCCCGAGUAUUAGGCACAAAGCUCCUCUUUGUUACUGUCCCACCCUUACACUGGCUUCUCUUAUUUGCUGCCCUCUGUAUCUUCCCUAACUGAAGAUACGCUAUAUUACACUGCAGGGUAGUGUAGAUACAGUUGAGCCAGCUGCAAACAAGGUAGCCUGUAUACUUGCAGCAAUACUGCAAGUUCUUAUCAACAGCCAAAUGUUUAUUUGUCCUGUAGGUCUAGAACGGAGCUCUGUGCUGUACUACUUCUCUAUCCGUGCUACCCUAAUUUAAAGCCCAGUCAGAUCUGCCUGCGUGGUGGACUGCAUGGUUCUCUGUGUAGGUGUGCUAUCUGACUUCCCAGUUUUAGCAGGCUUUCAGAUUUGGAAGACUAUGUUUGCAAAGAUUCACUGUUGAUCAAAUUGUCUGACCUUUGAUUGCUCAUAAUUAUCCUCGUAUACAUGUUGAGAUUGAGAAGCAAGGUCCUCCAUAAAACUAAGAAGUUUGGGGUUUUGGGACUGUAGGAUGUAAAGCUGAAUGUCAGAUUCAGUUUGUGUGUGGGUAUACACACAUUUAAUCACUGUUUAUUUGCACCAGAAUAAUUCUUUUCUUUUAGAGGAUCAGCUGCUUGUUGGCACAAAACAGAGACUCUUCUAGUGUUUUUCAGGUUUUAUGUUUAUUCUUUGUUGCCAGUUUGUAUCAUGUCAUACCGUUAGUUAAUUUGUUCUUCUACAACUGCUUUAAUGCUGGGUGGAGGCCUUAGACCUUUUGUCUAAUCGAAAUCUUCUGUUCAUAUGGAAAUAAAAAUAAAUUAAGAAACUAGGUGCAUUGAGUCCUUCCUGAUAGUUCCGCUUGCUUUGCAUUUAAAUCCUAGCAAUAGAAAGACAUCUCAAACUGGACAGAAAUGGUCCCCAAGAUAGAGAUGUUGGGAAGCACUGGGGCUCCCUGCUUCCUCUCCACCUCCUAGCUCCUCAUUCUCUGGCUUCCUUGGGGCGCUUGCUGGGGGCACGGCACUGCCAGUGUAUGGAGGGCUAAUAGAAACUUGGAAACUAAAAUGUUGAUGUUAUCUUGCUUACGUUCCUGUGGUGUCCUUUCUCAGUGUGAAUAGGAAAUCUCCCGUUUAAAAAUUACUAGGAAGAUCUCUGGUAUUGUUAUACAGUUGUUUAUGGCUCUUUACACAUUUGGCAUUAAAAAUGUGUUUGCUGUUACAAAGAGAAUUUUAAAUCAUGCAAAGGCUCUUAGUUUGUCUUUUAAUAUGGUGUUGAUACUGUUCUGUACACUUCAUUUGCUGGUUGUUUCUUUGAUAACAGUUGUGCUGGACCGUUGUAAAGAUGAUCAUUAAAGAUGAGUAUUGCAUUUUCUGGUAAGAUUUUGUUGGGAGAGGGGAAGAAGGGAAGCAUUCGUUGAUUUGUUUGAAUUUGGCUGCUGAUUGGGCUUGAAUCAAAUCGUAGAGUCAUUCAGGUUGGAAAGGACCUUGAGAGAGGUCUCUGGUCCAGCCUCCUGCUGAGAGCAGAGUCAGUGCUGAAUUCGGACCAGGGCUCAGGGCUUCAGCCAGUUGGAUCUUGGAAACCUCUAGGGACAGAGAUUGUGCAGCUUCUCUGGGCAGCCUGCUCCAAUGCUUAGCUAGCGUCACUGUAAACCUUGUUUUCCUUAUGUUCAGUCAGAAACUCCUUGGUUACAAAUUAUGGCCGUUGUUUGUUCUCCUGGCACUCCUCAAAUGUUUUUUAUAUUGCAAAAAAGGUAAGUCGAGUAUUGAAACAUCAGAGAACUUACAAUGUUUUAUUUUCUGAAACUGUUGUUGCAAACAAAUAAAUAUGUUCAUGUAG